ACCAUUUUAUUUUGUCAAAGCCUAUAAAACACACAGCAUCAAUUACAUGUGGCAACUUCAGAAACUCAUCAGAAAGUUUUAAGCAAUUUGAUUCAGUAUGAAAUAUUUCAGACCAGAAUGCAUGCAUUUUUGCACAAUUUUCAGACCUUUGGGAACUCUGCCCACAAGUUUGUUUGCUUCGUGCCAUUGUCCAAUUUUCACCACGUGCUAGUAAUCAACCCAGUCAUGUGUUAGAUAACUUCCACUUCACUUCCACUUGAGAAGCUCUGGAAACCUGAUUAAUUUUGGUAGAUUAAUUCUGCAUUUGUAAAUGAACAACACAGGCUUUGGACUUUGAAAUGCCAACGUGAUAAGUAUAGAAAUUUAAAAAAAAAUCCACAGGAAUACAGUUAUUAUUGCAUUACUGAAUGAAAACACACAAAUUACAAUUUCUAGCACAACUGCAAAUCCAGAACUUCAAACUGGCCUUUACAGUAACUCUAAGUCUGAUAACAAUAACUUUUUUUUUUAUUCUGGGAUUCAUAAUACAUCCUUGAAUUUCUACACAUACAUUUCCACAGAGUCCACGGGAACAAAAACUAAUGUGCAAGAGUGUCUUUGGGUUUUCUGUUGAUGGUUUGAAACUCUGGAGAAAAUCAGUACUUGGAUAUGCAAUUCAGAUCAAGAAUUCUUUCAAACACAACAGCAGGUUUUGUAACCUACCGUCAACACCUUUACAUUAUGUGGAAUGUACCUGCCAACUUUAGUCUGACUCGGACAAAAUGGAAUGAAAAUUGAUUGAACACAACUUGUGAAUACAAUCCUAUGAUACCUAUAUCUUUGGUACUUCAAAUGUUCAAAUUCACAUAUUGACAUGUGACUCAUGCAAUAGUUCAACACACUUCAGCAAACAACAAAAUCAAUUGAGCUGUGUCCUGUCCAUGAUCCCUAUUACCACACAAUGAUCAAUGCAUGUACAUGUACCUGUGCACACUAUUAAAUACAGGAAUCAAAAUAUGUGUACAGAGAUAACCUCUGUACACACUUUGGCAGAUAAAUUCACUCCGGUUUGGCCGUGAACUCCACCACAUGCAGUGGAUGUGUUCCAUUGUGUAAGUGCAUGUCUAGCUCAGUGAACCAAGUCCCUGCUAUUGCGACAGAGUCGGCUGUUCCUAGUGAGUGACGGCAUGUGACAAAGAGUCAGUGGGCUCCAUUCAGGAAUGCACAUAUGUGUACAGGGAACCAACUGAGGUAUGCUGCAGGUGGCACCUGUCAGGAACAGCUUCUGACUGUGCGAGGGGAAACCAUCAAAGGUGCCGCAAUGGCCACUGGAGCACCAGUACAGGAAUCUGGCGAGACAGGCAAUUUGAACCAUGACCCCCUGGAGCACUGCCCCAUCUGCCUCCAGAGGUUUACCGAGCCCAAGAUGCUGGACUGCCUCCAUAGCUACUGCUUGAAAUGCCUGGAGGACAUCCUGCCUAACAAGCAUCGCAAUCCUGUCAACAUCCAGUGCCCCGUCUGCAAGCAAAACACGAUUCUCCCCGAGCAGGGGAUCGACGGCCUGGUCAGCUGCUCCUCGCUUGCCUCCCUGAUGGUGGUCGACGAAGAGGAGGAGGCGGCUCCAAGGUCAAAGGUAAUGUGCGAGGCCUGCGACCUGGGUCAGGAGGCCGUGUCCCGGUGUGUGGACUGCGAGGAUUACCUCUGCCGGGACUGCCAGGAUGCUCACCAGCGCAUGCUGAAGAUGCGCUCCCACAAGGUGCUGGCGCUACACGACGUGGACCUGAUGGCUUCCAAGGACAUCCCCAAAUGCAGCAACCACACCGGCCAGGAUCUGUCCUUCUUCUGUGAGACAUGCCAGGUGCUCAUCUGCGCUGCCUGCACUGUGGUCGCUCACAGCCAGCCGGAGCACCGGUAUGUCAGCGUGGAAGAAGCCACACAAUCCUUCAGGCAGGAAAUCGACAAGCAGUUGGCUAAGGUAGAACAUGUACGGCUGGAGCAGAAAUCUGCAAGGGAUUCCACGCAGCACUCCCGAGACAGACUGGAAUCCCUAAUCAUCCAGGCCAAGAGGAAAGUUUCAGAGAAAGCUAAUGAGUACUAUGCGUGCAUUCAGCAACAGGAGAAGAUCCUUCAAGACAGAAUUGACCAAAUCAAACAGAAGAGGGCGGUGGAGAUUGAUAUCUCGCUGACAAAUCAACAGCAGAUUCUGGACAAUACGGAGCGAAGACUGGAUAUGGUGAGGAGCUUUGUAGUCAAAGCCAACACCUAUGAGCUGCUGGCCAAAAAGAAGACAGUAUUAAGUGGGAUCCAGGGCGUCAAGGCUGUGCAUUACCAGGAUCAUAGCCUCCUCCACGGACUGUCAUAUCUGGACUUUGAGCCUGGUAGCGCCCCGAUCGUAGAACCCCUCGGCACCCUGCUGCUAGAGGAGCAGUGGAAGCUGACUAAAGAGUUUGGUAACUUCAAGAUGGCCAGGGGAGUGGCAGCCAAUUCCAGGGGCCACAUCGCCGUGGUCGAUUCUGAGAGGAACUUCCUCGUUGUGAUCACCGAUCCCAAGGGGAGAGAGCAGCGCCGCAACUCGGUGGGUGUGCAGAUGGAGAAGCUACGCAAACCAUUCAGCGUCUGCAUCAACACCCUGGACCAGCUCAUCAUCAUCGACAGUCCCCAAGUGAUGGUGUUUGACAAGGACUUGAAGUACCUCUUCCAGUUCAUGCCAUCCCGCGGGGACAAGGAAGGCGAGUCCCAGACUAAUCUCACGGCUCUGGCCGUUGACCAAGAAGACCAAAUAGCAGUUGGUGACCGCGGGCGAGGAGUAAUAACCCUCCACAUAACAGACGGCACUCUCAUAUGCACAAUCCCCUCACCGACGGUAGAGAACCAACUUGCUGUGAGUCUCUGCCCCAACCGCUGCUUGAUCUACAGCAGUUAUGCGGACAACAGACUGACGUCCGUUGACUACGACGGCAGGGUGAUUUUUUCCGUGGACACCCUCGCCCGGGCCAAGUUCAGGAAUCCAACCGGCAUAUGCUGUAGCCUGACAGGGGAUAUCUUCGUGGCCGGCCACUUGGACGAGAAGGACCAGUCCGGGAUUUAUUACUUCAACCCUGUCGGGGAGUACCUAGGCUGCUUAGCACUGGGUCUAUGUAAUCCAUUAAGCAUGGCACUGACGCCUAAUGGAGAACUUGCUGUUGCUGAUAAACUCACAGUGAAAGUUUACCAUCGCAUUUGAUUCAUCUACAUGCAUAUGCAUGACCUGAACACAACUGGCCUAAUGCUCUAAUUUGGGGGAUGUACGUCUUUCAUAGACGCACUUAGCAUUCACCUACUUCUAGAGGACUGAUAAUGAUUGGACCACUCUUUGAAAGAUUAUGAAAACACUUACGAUGGAUUACGAAACGCUAGAUUUAUUUCCAACUGAAAUGUAUUAUCUUAUGUUACAAACUUAAAGGUGGUAGAAACCAUGCUUAUGGCUGUAAUUGACUUGUUUCACAUUUUCAAAUUCAACGCUUUGAGAAUUAUCAAGAAAAAUGUGAUUCGUUUGCGAUGCCCAGAGUUCAGUUCGUGUAAAUUUUCUUGCAAAAAUCCAUGGACCAUAGGCCAUUCCUGAGUCUUGGACAAAGCAUCUGAGGUCCAUCUGCAGUACAGUGGCCCCCCCCAAAAAAGUGCACAUUUUUCACAGCCUUGAGUGGUUGGCAAAUUUAUCUUAAAGUUCUGAGCCUUUCUUCAACAAUAAAAUGCUGUGAAUUUAUCGAUUAGAAAA
This is a messenger RNA of Acanthaster planci (crown-of-thorns starfish), 3733 nucleotides long. RefSeq lists its product as uncharacterized. Gene Ontology annotation, molecular function: zinc ion binding. Lineage: Eukaryota; Metazoa; Echinodermata; Asteroidea; Valvatida; Acanthasteridae. The record is from RefSeq and is a predicted model, not a curated record.